AUGUUGUUGCGUUAGCGACGCUUUGCAUAUUAGACGACGGGAUGGCUGAAGGUCACGCUGUUUCCACUCAGACUGUGAUAUCUCUUCUGCUGAUUUGCAUGAGCACGCGAGCAAGUCGAAUAAACGCUCGAAGAUACACGAUGUUAUUGCAAUAGCAAGCAUUUGCAUAUAAGACAACUCGUUGGAUAAAGGUCGUACCUUUUUACUCUAGCCGGUGUCGCCUUUGCAACUCGAAGACAGGAAAAAUAAUUACUAUGCGAUACAUGAUGCGCCGCAGGAAAAAGAAGAAGAAAAAAAGACGCAGUAUACUAAUGACAGCCACCUCCAUGCUGACUGCUUUGAUUUCUGAACAGAGCGAGCCAGCCCGGGUAAAGCCGUAAUUACCUCUCAAGGAUAAACGAUAAUAUCACUUUCCUCAUCACGUCUUUGGGGCGAGACGGUCGACGCUGCACUCUCAUAGGCAAACGAAGCGACUUCUAUAUAAGACGGUUCGUCCGCAACGCUUUCCGGACUGAGCUGGAAUGUCAAGUGAAUGCCACUUGAUUGUUUUCAGGUGGAUUCACUUGACAUUCCAGCUCAGGUUUUUCCGUGCGGGUGUUUGACUGGAAAAGCAGACUAAGAACACUUCACCUGCACGUCAAUGGCAAACAGGUCAGAAAGAAAGGAAUGUGUCUACCUUCAUUUGUGAGAUGUAGCUAGUCUUCACCCAACUCCUACGUGCAUUGGGGGAAAGCCUACUUUAGGAAAUGUUCAGUCUUGUUACUGCAUGUUUCUUUGCAUUUAAACUUAGCGAAACGGUGUUUUUUUUUUUAUCGUUUGAUUUUGCUUUGACAUAAAACAUAUUUUCCAGUUCAUCUUCCUUCUUUUGCUGUAACUACUCCGAAGAGGUUGAAGGGAAGAGUUUGAGAUCUUCCUUGACAACAAGGCAAAAAUGUGUGCUAUACAAUGGAGAAGAGGUGGAAAACUUUUUUUUUUCAAGUUAAUCCACUCGGGAUUCCAGAUGAAGAUUUUUUUUCUCCGUGAGAGUGUUUGACUGGAAAGACAGACUGUGGUAAGUACAUGGAUUUGCCCUCCUCUUUUGCAAUACAUAUACUAUAUAUAAUGCUUUUCUAUGAACAUGCAAGUCAUUUAUGGAAAUGCAAAUAUGAGGAACGACAAGGUUUCAUGCCUCUCGCUUUCAGUGGCGACAUGCAGGUCUUUGUGAUUUAAGGAAUGCUUUCCUAGCCCAUCACAGGAAGUGAAAACGUUUGCAAACAGUUACAUUUUUUUUUUAUUUAGAUACAAGGACAGUGAGAUCACAGCCCUUUUAGAUAGUGAGAUUCCAUAGCCAGAGUGAUGUCGACCAAUUGUUCUGCCAAGAGAGUAAAUGUUGCCUGGGCAGCGGCGAAGUUUUAACUCACGUUCUAAGCACAAACAGCAUACAUCUGAGCAUUCGUUAUCGUAAUAGGUCCUUGUAAGAUUGGCUGUCUCUAAGCAUUUUUGCAGCUGGCGUGUUUCGUUUCGUGUUAGGGUAACACCAGAACGCUUCGGUUUACCGUUUUCACUCCAAAUGCGUACCACAAGCAAGUCAGAAGGGCACGAAUGUACAUAAACAUAUUUUUCUAGUUCAGCUUCUUUGCUGCAAUUGCCCUGAUGAAGCUGAAGGGAAGAGGAUGGAAGCUUCGUUAGCUCGAUGAUCACCACAACAAGCAAAAACGUGUGCCACACAACGGAGAAGAGAACACACAAACAUCUAUCCAUGUCUGUUCACUCACAAUGAAAUGAGAGGGCUUAGUACAAAUGUACAUUUUUAUUUCCCUGAUACAUGAGCGGUGAUUUUUUUUUUUAUGCUCCAUUGUGCACCAGUCGAUGUUUGAAGAGGUCAAGUGUUAGCUUGCUGAUGUAGCCUGUUAAGUAGUGCCAACCUUCAGACUCGGCUUGUUCCAUGAAACAUAGACUCUCGGCAGCAAGAUGCAUAGCGUCAACCUCGUCAGCAUAUGUCAAAAUUUCGUCCACGUGACGUGACCAUUCAGCAAGUAAGGCAAAAGGUGAUUCCGAGGCAAACGUACAGGCGGUGUGAACUCUGGCAUACAUUGUUUUUGCAGUUUUCCAAGUAACCCUGUCAGGAGGUUGAUCUGGCAGCGCUUGAAACAACACCAUAUCCGUCACAAUUUUAAAAGCUUCCACGAGCGAAGUUUUGCCUACUUGUGUUAACCCACAUUCCAAUAUCUCUUUGUAGGAGACAUGUUUGAGACGACACACAGGCUGCAUCCGAAAUUCGUGUGUGUAACCUCUUCUCCAUCUGCCACACACAUCUCUACCUAGCACAGGCUGCUCUUCAUCUGCGUCUGAUGAUGACAACCAUGCGCCAUCAAGCCGAGGAUCAACCUCAGGCCAUGUUGUGUCAUCGGCGGCUGACUUGUCUUGACUGGUCAUUACAAACCAAGUUCAUUCUAUACAGCAAGAGGAGAAAGCAAAUUGUCAUCAUAACAGCGAAGCCUCCAUAACACAAGUAAGCUAUGUCAUCCGUCAUGGAAAAGUUGGAUAAACUGAAAAAAUGUGGUGACGGUGAAAUUCAGAAAAUGAGCAACAUACCCAAAAACGAAAAGUUCGAAGUGCUGGACAUUCAGAAAAUUGACACUAUGUAUGGCGAGGCCGUAUACGUGGAGCUCCGCAUGGAAAACGACAAGCCAGUGAAAGUGUAUCUACCUGGACGCUUCAAAAAAUUGUCGGAGGAAGAGCUAGAGGAAAUGCGACUGCUUCCAAAUCUCAAAAUGGAGAAGAAAGAACGGUUUACCAAAGAUGGUAAAAAAGUCAUUUCGCCAGAUAUUAUCUUCACCAAUUCGAAGAGAAAGUGAUGAGAUAUGGUGACGUGUCACUUAUGCUCCCAGCACGAACGGCAGUAUUAUGCAACACCAUUAGGUCUUCAGAUUCACUUGGCAAAUGUUCACAAUCUUCAAGCCCCCUGCAUUCCUUUUUGUGAGACUUUGUGCACACUGCGAAACUAUACUAAUCGGUUCGAGCUACAUUUACACGACAGGGACGUUAGCGGACAUGACGUUACAACCUUUUUUCACGAGUACAGACAGUACAUUGCUGAUGUCUUACGACACUUUGGUUUCCCACUGCGCUAUUUUGUAUUGCUUAAAGUGGAACUUGGUCGUCACACGCCAGACGAUGAGUUACAGCUCGAAAUUAGUUUCGUGCCUUCCAAAGUAGUGACAGUAUGGUCAGAGGCAGAUGUAGAACCUUCUAUCACUCAAGUGACUGCUGAAAUAGCACAAAAUUUGGAAAACCUCGAAGUAGAAGGUUCAGGUUUUUUUCUCUUUCGCAUUCAUGCCUGUAUCAUGAACAUUGGACGUUUGAUGCCUCAACUGAUUGGAUGUACCCAGUUUGAGUUACCGCAAGAAUUGAAGCAUAAGUUUCGUUCUCUGUUGUGUGUGGACUUUGGUUUGCAUGAAGAUGAGCAGAACAUGUGUUUUGCCUUCUCUGUAAUAGCUGCACUGCAUCCUGCUACUGGUUAUCGCAGGCGUAGGGCAUCUUCGUACAGACCAUAUAUUUCUGAGUAUGUUUUUCCGAAAACAUUCCCAGUAGCUUUCCCAAAAGAGGUUGAAGCAUUCGAAAAAAAUAAUGGUAUCAGUAUCAAUGUGUACGCCUACGAAAGGGAAGACAAAUCUCUGUACCCCAUCAAGGUUGUCGAUGACGAGCGUGAGAAACAUGUGGAUCUGUUGCUAAUCGACUCUCAUUUUCUGCUUAUCACAAAUUUUAAUGGAUUAUUUCAACCUAGCGGACGGUUUCAUUGCAAGAGGUGUAUGAUGGGCUUCUCAUCAGACAGAAUCCUCAGUGAUCAUUUAAAGAUGUGUUUGCAUCAGAAGGUUGCUAAGACAAUUUACCCUAAGAAGGGAGAGACGGUAGCAUUUGCCGGGGAACAUCUCAUGUCGGAAGUCCCUUUCUACUGUGUAUAUGAUUUUGAAAGUGUUUUGUCACCUUGUUUGGAGGAAACAAACGUGUAUGAGGAUCACUGUCCUUCCUCAUUUUGCCUUUUGGUUAUACGUGCAUCCGACUCACACGUGUUGCAAAAGCAUCUUUUCCGUGGUCCUAAUUGUGUCACAGUAUUUAUGGAGCUGCUGCGGAAAUUGCAUGACGAAAUUUUAGGAUGGAUACAUGCUUUUGCACCUCUAGAAAUGACUGAAGAGAAUGAGCGUCAACAUACAGCAGCCACUCAUUGUAAUAUCUGCAAAGAAUCCUUUGCUAAAAGACAAAAAGUUCGAGACCAUGACCAUGUAAGCGGAGAAUUUCGACAAACACUAUGUCAGACGUGUAACCUGAAACUGAGAGUGCCACCCAAGAUUCCAAUCAUUGCACAUAAUGCUAACUAUGACAUGAGUUUUCUCCUGUCUCAUUUACAUCUGCUUAAGAAGUCAGACAUCAACGUGAUUGCCACCAGCUGUCAAAAAUUUAAAGCAAUUGACAUCGGCUCUUAUCGAUUCUUGGACAGUUUGAGUUUUCUGAACGCAAGCCUUGAAACACUGGUGAAAAAUCUACGUGAUAAAGGUGAAUCCAACUUUCAAUGCCUUCGCCAGUUUUUUCCAAAUGAGGAACACUUUCAGCUGGUUGUUCGUAAGGGGGUCUUCUGUUAUAACUUUGUCACCAGUUUUGAAGCCUAUGAUGAGCCUUCGCUACCACCUCGAGAUAAGUUCUUUAACAUUUUGAAUGGAACCGAAGUAAGUGAACAAGACUACAACCACGCGCAGAAUGUGUAUGAAAAAUUUCGGCUCAAGAGUCUUGGAGAGUAUUCGGACUUAUACCUUCUGACAGACACACUGCUUUUAGCAGAUGUGUUUCAGAACUUUCGAAAGUGGACACUCGAUGUGCACAAGAUUGAACCGUUUCAUUUUGUAUCCCUUCCAGGAUUAAGCAUGUCUUGUGCACUAAAAAUGAGUCAGGUAGAACUAGAACUAAUUAACGACCCCAACGCGUACCUGCUCAUCGAGAAUGGCUUACGAGGAGGUGUCACACAGUGCUCCCUGAGAAAAGCAACUGCGAAUGUGCCAGGAACAGAACAGUUUGAUCCCGAAAAAGAAAAAAAAAAAUUAACUACAUUGAUGUAAAUGGCCUGUAUGGAGCAGUCAUGAGAGAACCAUUGCCUUAUGGAGGAUUUGAGUGGCUCACUGAGGAGGAAAUUGUUAACUUGGAUAUAGCUCAGAUACGAGAUGAUAGCCCUGUGGGUUACUUUCUUGAGGUAGACCUAGUGUAUGACCGAGCAACUCAUGAACGCCACAGAGAUCUUCCCGUUGCCCCUGAAAAAAUGUCCGUUCGUUAUGAGCUAUUGUCAGACUAUCAGAAGGCGCUCAUGAAGAAGUUCAAUCUUCCACAGAAAGCUACCGAAGCAAAACUGUUGCUAACAUUAUUUGAUAAAGAGAGGUACUUUCUCCACUAUCGCAAUUUGCAACUGUAUCUGCAAUUGGGGUUGCGUCUCACUAAAGUUCACAGGGUUCUCAAGUUCAAUCAAAAGCCCUUUCUGCGAUCCUAUGUCGACUUCAAUCACGAACUUCGGAAGCGAGCUACAAACGCAUUUGAGAAACAGCAAUCAAAGCUAAUGAUUAAUAGUGUAUAUGGCAGGACAUGUAUGCAAGUCAGGAAAUUCGUAAAUUGUCGCCUCACAGUAACAGAUGAGCAAGUGUUGAAGCUUCUACGUAAACCAAACUUGAAACAGUUCCGCCCUCUGAGCUCUCACGUCAUCUUGUUCCAAUUUAGUCAGUCUGUUCUUCGCAUGAAGCAACCGCUGUACCUGGGCUUCACAAUAUUGGAAUUGUCUAAGCUGAAGAUGUUUGAUUUUUAUCAUAACCAUCUUCUCCGUGUAGCCCCUGAUACACGACUGCUAUAUAUGGACACUGAUUCUUACAUUGUGAUGCUGAGUGACGAUAAAGUACUCCACGAACUAGCUGACGAGCAUCUAGACAACUCUGGAUAUGACCCUGAUCACCCACUCUAUUCGACAAAAAACAGGAUGGUACUAGGAAAGUUUAAAAAUGAGCUUCCUCGUGAUCACAUUCUUGGCUUCUGUUGUCUGAAGCCAAAGCUGUACGCCCUCGAUCUGUGCAGCAAAAAGCAGUACAAUCGCGCUAAGGGUGUUAAACAAUGUGAAGCACAAAAACUCCACUUCUCUAUGUAUACGAAUGCUCUCGAGCAGGGCACAAUGCAUAAAGUUAAACAGAACCUCAUUGUGCACAAGGACAAUGUCAACAAAAGUGUGUCAGUGACAAAAAUAGCCCUCAAUCCACUGGAUACGAAACGCUUCAUUUGUGAUGAUGGAAUUGACACGCUACCUUUUGGCUAUGGUUGAAUUUUUUUAAUGUGUACGGAUUGGUCUCUCUAAUGAAGCGAUGGUGUUGGGGUGUGCACCAUCACGAGGUUUCAUUACAGAGUUGGCAUACGGGAGUAGGAGGGAACUCAUCUGUUAUCACCCCCGCAACAGAUGUUGCCCUUCUAUUCCUGGUCCCACAGAAAAAAAUUGUAAUAAAGAUGUUACAUCCAUAUAGCUAUGGUUUGUCAUAUAUUAGAACAAUGUCAUGUUAGAACCAUGAACUAAAGCUAUUGCAUUAUUCCACAUCUAUGGUUGUCAGUGUGGGAUUACUUACAACUGUGAGUUAGGAGCUAGAGGAUAUUUGUUAGCCACGAGUGAUGACUAAGCUGAGACCUGGUUUGAUGAAUUUCAUGUCUUCCUGAAGUAAUGUGUAGCUCUUGAUGUGAGUGAAAGAGAGACAGUUUGCUUUCCCAUAUUGCUGCAUGCAUUUGCGAUGGAAAUAACAACUGACUUUGUCUGCAAGUCACUGUUUGUAAAUGGACUGUCUCAGACGAAUUU
Molecule: messenger RNA, 6844 nt
Organism: Ornithodoros turicata
Lineage: Eukaryota; Metazoa; Arthropoda; Arachnida; Ixodida; Argasidae
Exons: 3
Coding region: 2844-5090 (748 amino acids)
Biological process (GO): DNA replication
Molecular function (GO): nucleotide binding; DNA binding; DNA-directed DNA polymerase activity
Source: RefSeq, a predicted model, not a curated record